AGACGCGUCAUUGCAAGGAAACUUCAGUAUCUUUUUAAUACUCGCGACGUUCGCACGAUGAGAAUGAUAUUUAAAUAUUAUUGUUUCGUUUUUAUUCUUUUUUUGCAAUGUUGUUAUACCAGUGCAAAGUGUCCUACAAUAGUGAGUCGCAAAGAGUGGGAUGGACUUAAGCCGGUCCAUGUGCGUUACCUCCCGCGGCCGGUGGACCUUGUCAUCAUCCAGCAUACGGUGACCCCCACCUGCGCGACCGACGACGGCUGUGCAGAGAUCGUGAGGAACAUCCAAGCGUAUCAAAUGGACACUUUGAACUUUUGGGAUAUUGGACAAUCAUUCCUCAUCGGCGGUAACGGGAAGGUAUACGAAGGUCCCGGAUGGCUUCAUGCCGGCGCACAUACUUACGGGUACAACAGUAAAUCCAUUGGCGUUGCUUUCAUUGGAAACUUUAACAAAGACCAGCCGACUACUCAAGCUCUUAACGCUGCUAAGGCGCUAAUCAAGUGUGGCGUUGAUCUUGGUCACUUGGCCUCCAAUUACCACGUGGUGGGACAUCGUCAGCUUAUAGCCACUGAGAGUCCGGGCAGAAAGCUGUACAAUGAGAUUAGAAGUUGGCCUGACUGGAUAGAAGAUGUCAGUUCAAUUAUGAACUGAAGCAUUUUCAAAUAUGUGACGAGCAUUUAAUAAUAAAUAUUUUUAUAACUGUUAUAUGUACAACUUAAGCUUUAUGUUAAAACUCUGGUAAUUGCUCAACUAUGAAAUAAAAUUUUAUUAAUAUAGGAGGUACGUUUAACUUAAAUUAGAUCCAUCUUUCCAAUGCUAGAAGGCUGAAUUUUGAAU
This is a messenger RNA of Papilio machaon (common yellow swallowtail), 834 nucleotides long. RefSeq names its product peptidoglycan recognition protein. Lineage: Eukaryota; Metazoa; Arthropoda; Insecta; Lepidoptera; Papilionidae. The record is from RefSeq and is a predicted model, not a curated record. The transcript has 4 exons. Bases 58 to 648 code for a protein of 196 amino acids. Gene Ontology annotation, biological process: innate immune response; peptidoglycan catabolic process. Gene Ontology annotation, molecular function: peptidoglycan binding; zinc ion binding; N-acetylmuramoyl-L-alanine amidase activity.